Molecule: messenger RNA, 786 nt
Organism: Strongyloides ratti
Lineage: Eukaryota; Metazoa; Nematoda; Chromadorea; Rhabditida; Strongyloididae
Product: Globin-like domain and Globin, structural domain-containing protein
Exons: 5
Coding region: 1-786 (261 amino acids)
Molecular function (GO): heme binding; oxygen binding
Source: RefSeq, a predicted model, not a curated record
AUGGGUACAUCUUUUUGUAAACCUAAAAGAAAAAAAGUUACUGGAUCAUCUUGGGUUGCUGAAGAUUAUGAAAAUCCUUUUAAAGUUUUUUCCAAAAAGGAACGUAUGUGCUUGAGAGAAACUUAUCAGAAAUUAACUGAACCUAAAGAGAUUGUUGGUAUCAUAUUUGUAGAUAUAAUAAAUGAUAUUGUACCAGAAUUAAAAAAAGUUUUUGGUGUUGAAAGAGCACCAAAAGUAAGUAUGUUAAAAAUGCCAAAACUUGGUGGACAUGUUGCAAGAUUAAAUGAAUUAAUUGAUCAGCUUACAACAAUGCUUGGUUUGACAGAAAAUCUUGUUGGUGCUUGGCAAUUAAUUCGCAAAACAGGUAGAAGUCAUACAAAACAAUUAUUUUUGGAAAACAAUCAAAAUCAAUUAGAAAAAAAUUAUUUUUUUAUAGUAGGUAAUAACUUUAUAAAAGAAUUUAUACCAUAUUUAACAGGUGAAAAAGAUGAAGAAGUUGAUGAUAAGAAAAAAGUUCGUUUUGCAAAUAAUUAUACAUCUCAAAUGAUAAAAGAUGUUUGGAAUAGAUUUUUUGAUAUAAUUAUAACACAAUUAACUGAAUCAUUUGAACUUGAAAAACAAAAAAGAAUAAAUAUGGCUAAUCAAAAAACACUAGCUCCACAUCAACAUGUUGAAGAGGACCAACGUCGAAAAAAACAAGCAGCACAGAAAGAAAAAAGUGGAGAGGAAAGUUAUGAAUAUGAAGUAAAAAAACCACAGGAAGAAUUAUUUGAAGAUCCAUUUUAA